Molecule: messenger RNA, 2048 nt
Organism: Coccidioides posadasii C735 delta SOWgp
Lineage: Eukaryota; Fungi; Ascomycota; Eurotiomycetes; Onygenales; Onygenaceae
Biological process (GO): transmembrane transport
Cellular component (GO): plasma membrane
Molecular function (GO): transmembrane transporter activity
Source: RefSeq, a predicted model, not a curated record
CGUGGUUGUGUAGCUUGCUGACUCUCUCCCGCUAUUCUCGCCUGUCCAACCGUCUCGGGCAUCGCUGGAAUCUCGCUUUUUCAUUCACAUAAGAAAAUACAAAAGGCCCCAGGUACUUCAACACAACCUAUAGAAUGUCUUUUGCCAGCUUGGGAUCUUGAUCUUUUUGCCGGAGUAAUUAGCCUGGCAAGCAGAAAGAACUGAUCCAGAAGCGCGCUCCCAUUCACCCCGCGCCCCAAACCUUUCCUGGGACAUCGUUCCCGGUCCAACAACUCCCUGUACACUCAAAACCCAACGCCGCAACCAUGGGCCUCGGGGUGCUUGACGACCGCAAGCUCGACCACGUACCCGGGACAACCUACGUCCUGGACGAUGAUAGCAGUUCGAUCGAACAGAUUCCGUCCGAGACCUCUCAUCUCAAAUACGACCGCAGCGGCCCCGUACCGAUCAUCCUUGUUCCUCAGCCCAGCGACGACCCGAACGACCCCUUGAAUUGGCCGCUAUGGCGCCGCGACUUGAUCCUCACCAUCCUCUCCCUCAUCUCCGUCAUCUGCGCAACUACAAGUCCUCUGAUGGCCGCAAAUACGGUCACCAUUGCCGCCGAAUUUGAACGUACCUUCACGGACAUCGCCUUGCUCACCGGAUACCAUCUCUGUGCCGUCGGCGUGGCCGGCUUCCUUUUCGUCCCAACCGCCCGUAUCUGGGGCAAGCGCCAUCUAUUCCUGCUCGGAAAUGUGAUCAUAAUCUUUAGUUGCGCCUGGGCUGGCGCCAGCGGAACCAAUUACAAGAGUCUCCUUGCAGCACGCAUAUUCCAAGGAAUUGGCCUGGCUCCGUUCGAAGCACUGGUGAAUGCCGCCGUGGGGGAUCUCUAUUUCGUCCACGAACGUGGAAAACGAAUGGCUGUCUCGAACGUGGCUCUUUUCGGAGGAGCUUUCUUGACUCCUGUUCUCGUCGGCAAAAUUACUGCGUCGAUGGGCUGGGCAUGGACGUUUAAUUUUGUCGCCAUAUUCGCCGGCCUUUGUUUGCCCUUCGUUUUCUUCUUCGUCCCCGAAACGGCAUUCAGACGAGCGACCCACCUCAACACGGACUUUGAAGGUGAUGCCGAGAGAAACCGUAACCCCAGGGAUGUAAGGUAUCAAGAGGAGAUGUCAAAUCGUACAUCGGACCAUUCCGGCAGUGGAACGAAUGGAGAGCUCCAGACGGACGGAAAGUCAGACUCGGCAAAUGAAAAGGAGAUGAAAGAGGACACCGCUAUCACCGGAACGGCAGGGCGACCUGGCGCUGCAAAAGCAGCAUUUUUACAAUCCCUGCGAUUAUUUAAUGGCCGGAAGACAGAUGAAGACUUUUUCAAGCUGCUUCUGCGGCCGUUGCCGCUUUUCUUCCAUCUUGGGAUCCUUUGGGGCUGUCUGAUCCAAGGAGUCAUCAUUGGGUGGACUGUGUUCAUCGGUGUAGUCCUGGCUGCACUCUUCAUAGGCCCACCCCUAUGGUUCAAUGAGGUCAAAACAGGUUACCUUUACACAGGCGCCUUUGUCGGCUCGCUCCUGGGUCUGAUCCUCUCGGGCCUGCUGUCCGACUGGUCCGCUAGGGUCAUGAUCAAAUUCAAUAGAGGCAAAUAUGAGCCUGAGUUUCGCAUUGUCCUCGUUUUUCCCAUGCUUAUCUUCAGCUGUGCCGGCCUGUAUGGGUUUGGGUAUAUCUCCGGGGACAUUACAAGAUACGGAUGGCUUCCGGCCGAUAUUUUCUUCGCACUGGUGAUUAUUGGAAUGGUGCUGGGUGCCGUGGCAAGCGCAUUGUACCUAGUCGAUGCUCAUCGCCAAAUCGCUGUUGAGGCAUUCACCUGCCUUCUCGUGUUUAAGAAUAUGUUUAGCUUUGUCCUUACAUACUUCGCAUACGAUUGGGUUGUUCAUGGUGGUCAAAAGCAGGUAUUCAUCAUUAUUGCCAGCAUCCAGGUGGGCAUCUGCCUCCUGAGUGUUCCAAUGUACAUUCUAGGGAAACGUAACCGCUCCUUUUUCCACCGGCAUGAUAUCCUUAAGAUCCUGCACUUGUGGUAG